Messenger RNA from Saccostrea echinata, 1931 nucleotides. Its product is annotated as transcription factor LBX1-like. Gene Ontology annotation, biological process: regulation of DNA-templated transcription. The coding region runs from base 475 to 1356 and encodes 293 amino acids. The record is from RefSeq and is a predicted model, not a curated record. The transcript is spliced from 2 exons. NCBI's taxonomy places the organism in Eukaryota, Metazoa, Mollusca, Bivalvia, Ostreida, Ostreidae. Gene Ontology annotation, molecular function: DNA-binding transcription factor activity, RNA polymerase II-specific; DNA binding.
UGUACUCAGUUCUGUAUUUAUGGUUCUAAAGGAUCCUAUUGUGAAAAUGCGAUUUUAAAUGAAAUUUUUGUUCACUUCGAGAAACUUUUCCAAUUCAUUAUCCGAAACUUCUAUAUUAAAGCUUGUUAUAACUAUUGUUAUGGCCUGAAGAUAUUUGUUGUACUGACACGGUGUAUGAUGUUUUCACGCCUCUGAGUGGUAUAAUUUACCUUUUGGGUGUAGGAUCAGCAGACGACACGCUCUAGCGGCCUGUCAGUCAAACGCUCGUCAGCGCGUGAGCCUCGACUUGGGCAGAACCUAUUACCAUUAGGUGAACAGUAUACAAAUCUCACCUUAUUAAACGAAAUGAAGAGUCACUGACAACCAAUGCAGAUUAAUUAAUGUGUGCAAUUAACGAUUCAUUUUAAAGGAACAGAGAUUCAAAAGAGACCGAAAAAAUUGUGCAUAAAGAAAAACAUUUAAAAAAGAAAUCAAAUGAAAAACAUGUCCGCACCUCGACGCGUGGAUUCAGCGGAAAGUAUCCGGGACCAGUAUGAAGCUCUGCGGAAGCUGGCUAUGGUGCAAGUAGGACCCCCAAGGAAUCCCAACAAGCCUUUUACCUCAUUUAGUAUUUCUGAUAUUCUUGGAGGAAAUAAUAACAAUGCCAAUCGGCGACAAGUUCAAAGAAAUCUAAAUAACAACAAUGUGAGAAGUAUUGUAAGACCCUGGGACUCUCGGUGUAGUCCGGGGAGGGACAGUGAGUGUUCCUCUGACGAGGAAGAGAUCAAUGUGGAGGACGAUGAACCCUCCCUACCCCUCAUACAGAAUGACUCCCCCCUGGAUGCUCUGAUGAAGAUGGCCAACAAAACGUUUGAGGGUUUAGAAACCGCAGAAUCAGCAGAGGCAAAACGGAGAGAACAAGCAGCUUUAUUUGGGAAACAUCAACCACCGAAAAAGCGACGAAAGUCCCGAACAGCGUUCACAAACCAACAGAUCUACGAGCUAGAAAAGAGAUUUCUAUAUCAAAAGUAUCUGACCCCAGCGGACAGAGACGAAAUCGCUCAGAACCUCGGACUUUCUAACGCUCAGGUGAUCACGUGGUUUCAGAAUCGCAGAGCAAAGUUGAAACGCGAUCUUGAAGAGUUAAAAAACGACGUUUCUGCGACUCAGAUAUUGAAAUCGCCUUCACAUCACCUGAAAGACGAUAACGUGUCAGAAAAAUCAUUUAACACUGACCCCGAUUUGUCAAGGUCGGCAGAUGAGGACGAAUGUGAACCUUCUCCACCAAAAGUGCAAAGGACUUCCGAAAGUGAAGCAGAAAAUGUAUCAGAAAAAGACGAGUGUUCCGAUGUUGACAUGGAGAUACAUUCACCCUGAUAUAACAUCCUGAACUCUUAUUGGUCACAACCAUAACGUUCAGUUUUAAGUUCCACAUGUCCCAAAAUGUGCCAUAUGAUCUAAGUCUCAUAUCGAUGUUUUUGGUAAUACUAGUGACAGGAAAUUCCACAAGGUAUGCCUGAAAAGGUCAUGACCUUAAAUCCUUGUUGCAAGCUUCCUCACGAACAUUUGAGGAAGACCGCAUUAGUUUGUUAAAACAUGUCUUCAUGAAGUGAACGAGAAAUCAGUAUACAAGUAUAUAACGGUGUAUCAUUUAGUUUCCCUCAUUCUUCUAGUUAUUGCAAGAUCACGGAAAUCGGAUGAACUUGGCACUUUUUAAGAGCAGAUGUGAAAGCAUUAUUGGUAAGAAUAGCGGAAGUUUAUUGCUAACUUACAGGUCUCCUUACAUAUCCUUGAAUGAGUUGCUACAGUAGAUAGAUAUGUAGAACUAUUUCACUAGAGACCGAGUUUUAUUGACUCGGUGCGGAUUUUGUACCAUCUGCUUCUUUGUUUCUUAAUUCUUAUUUGGAAUUAAACACCUUGAACAUAAUAAAUAUGAAUGUUAAAGACUUUUA